Halteromyces radiatus is the source of this 1669-nucleotide messenger RNA. RefSeq lists its product as uncharacterized. The transcript has 11 exons. The coding region runs from base 269 to 1624 and encodes 451 amino acids. Gene Ontology annotation, biological process: double-strand break repair. Gene Ontology annotation, cellular component: BRISC complex; BRCA1-A complex. Lineage: Eukaryota; Fungi; Mucoromycota; Mucoromycetes; Mucorales; Cunninghamellaceae. Gene Ontology annotation, molecular function: metallopeptidase activity; polyubiquitin modification-dependent protein binding. The record is from RefSeq and is a predicted model, not a curated record.
UUUUUUUUUUCUUUUUUCUUUUGUUAUUUAUAUAAUAAUAAAUAUUAUGAAUCCAUUUGCUAUAUCUGGUUCAUACAGUUACCCUACAAACUUGGGAGAAGAAGUACCAAAAAUAUUACAAACAACUCCACUUUAUCAACUUGACCAAAGUAUAAUAUUACAUAUAUGCAUGACACGAAACCUGCCAAAACCUCAUUCAAAUAACCUUUGAAACAUUGUAGGAACCGAUGGUACUGAAGCUGACUCUCAAGAAGAAAAUUCUGAAGAAAUGGAUAAUAUUGACGCGACUCUUGUGAAUGAUAGUCAAACUAUUGUAGAUAAUCUUGAUAUCAGAGUUCCUGAAAAUAUCAUUCCUCCUACAGAAGAAAAAACUCCAUUGGAACGUGAAGUUAUUACUGAUUUGGAAAAAGAAAAGAAUCCAGAAUGGUUUAUGGUUGGGAAACCCGCAAAGACACCUCAAAAGUAUCUUCUUAUUCGUAAUUUUAUUUUGGAUAAUUGGCAUCAAACAAAACCCAAGUAUGUGUCCAAAUCUGCUCUCAGAAAGAAAAUGACUAAUUGUGGAGAUGUCAAUUCUUUUGGUCGUGUCCAUGCCUUUUUGGAGUCUCAUGGUUAUAUCAAUGUCGGAUGUCCAGUACCAACUCGUCCUAUUCGUACAUCUCAACAACGCAAGCCACGUGCUCCUCGUCCGCCCUCUACUUCUUCCUCUUCGACUGGUAAAAAAAGAAAAGAACGACGCGAUCUAGAAACUUGGGGAGGCUUUGGUUUUACUCAACAAGGUACAAAAAGCAGAAGACGAAUCAACAGACCAAGAUACAAUGACAACGGUAAUGGUGAUGGAGAAAAUGAUCCGUAUCAAUUGGUUCACUUGGAAGAUUAUACUACUGAUGAUGAAUAUCCACCACCUUUCAAAGUCAUGGUCAAAAGUGAUGCUUUGGCAAUCAUGGAUUUUCAUUCUCAUUUGGUGAUGACUGAAAUCAUUGGAUUGAUGGGUGGUACAUUUGAAAUUGAUGAAAAUGGACAGAAGACACUUACUGUGGAAUGUGUCUUUCCAUGCAAAAGUACAAGUACCGACAUUCAGUGCGAAAUGGAUCCAGUGUCAGAAAUGGAAGCUCGUGAAUGGUUCGAUAAAAGAGAUUUGAAGGUGGUUGGUUGGUAUCAUUCGCAUCCUUCGUUUGUUGCUAUACCUAGUAUUCGAGAUAUCGAAACUCAAAUGUCGUAUCAGGAUCUCUUCAGAAUCAAUGAAACUGAUGAACCUUUUAUUGGAGUCAUUGUAAGCCCUUAUGAUGACAAUCAGGACCAUUCGACAAUGACUUAUCUUCAUAUCAGUAACAAAGUGGAUCCUACUCUAACUUAUCGCCUUCCUUACACUUGCGAUACAACAAUCAUUCCAAGUAUCCUGAAUGUCGAUGAAGUAUUACGAAAAUUUGAACAACUUGUCGAAGAAUACAAAGAUCAUCAAGAAAAAGUGGAUAUGUCUAGCAAGAUUAAUGGUCAAUUAGGCACUGAAGUAUGUUUGGCUUCCCUUGAACGAUUUGUGCACUUGGAAUCUACCUCCACUCAAGAAUUCUUGGAUCAGGUUCGACAAUUAGUCAAUACUCAAUUCCUUCAAUUGCAUCGAGAUUAGUUUACUAUACCGUUAAUAUAUAUAUAUAUAUAUAUAUAUAUAUAU